This is a messenger RNA of Lagopus leucura (white-tailed ptarmigan), 7474 nucleotides long. It is a transcript of the gene ADAMTS17, whose product is annotated as ADAM metallopeptidase with thrombospondin type 1 motif 17. The record is from RefSeq and is a predicted model, not a curated record. Gene Ontology annotation, cellular component: extracellular matrix. Bases 11 to 3409 code for a protein of 1132 amino acids. NCBI's taxonomy places the organism in Eukaryota, Metazoa, Chordata, Aves, Galliformes, Phasianidae. Gene Ontology annotation, molecular function: metalloendopeptidase activity. Gene Ontology annotation, biological process: extracellular matrix organization; proteolysis. The transcript has 24 exons.
CUGCCAUAAAAUGUUUGACGGCUGCCUCCUGCCUCUCGUGUUUCCCUGCCUGCUGCUUUGGGGACUGGACGCCGGCACAGCCGGCGGAGCGGAGCUGGAAGUGGUGAUCCCGGAGCGAGUGGAGCUGGAGAGGAUCCACCUGCUGCCUCCCGCCGGGAGAGGGGACCGCGGCGGAGCCCGGCGCCGUCGGGAGCUGCUGCGGCCGCGGGAGGCGGCGGGAGAGGCCGUGCUGCUUCGCCUGCCCGCCGCCGGCACCGAGCUCUACGUGCUCCUCCGCCGCGACCUGCGCUUCCUCGCCCGGGGCUUCGUGGUGGAGCAUCGGCGCGGGGAGGAGCGGCGGCCCCCGGCGGAGCGGCUCUGCUUCUACACGGGACGCGUGCUGAACCGCAGCGACUCCUUCGCCUCCCUCAGCACCUGCGCCGGGCUGGUUGGCUAUAUUCAAAUUGGAUCAGAGCACAUGUUAAUACAACCAGUGAAUACAUCAGAGACCUCAUUUAGCGGAAAAGAACACUUCAUCAGACGUAGACGAUCCACAAAAUCAAGCCAUUCUUUGAAGCACAUUCCUGAUGAGCACUGCAAGGUUGUAGCAGAAAAGAAGAGGCAAAAGAAGAUGAAAUCAACCAGUGACUGGAGGGAGAGAAGAAACGCCAUUCGGCUUACCAAUGAGUACACGGUAGAAACUUUGGUGGUGGCAGAUGCUGAUAUGGUCCAAUACCACGGUGCAGAGGCUGCCCAAAGAUUCAUCCUCACAGUUAUGAAUAUGGUGUACAACAUGUUUCAACAUCAGAGCCUUGGAAUUAAAGUCAGCAUUCGAGUGACAAAACUAGUCCUACUUCGCAGUCGACCUGCCAAGUUAUCUAUUGGGCAUCAUGGAGAGAGGUCUCUGGAGAGCUUUUGUCACUGGCAAAAUGAAGAAUAUGGUGGAGCAAAAUACCUUGGUAACAACCAGGUUCCUGGUGCGAGGGAUGACACCCCUCCUGUGGAUGCUGCAGUUUUUGUAACCAGGACAGAUUUCUGCGUACACAAAGACGAGCCUUGUGACACUGUGGGAAUUGCUUACCUGGGAGGUGUCUGCAGUGCCAAGAGAAAAUGUGUUCUUGCUGAAGACAAUGGUCUCAAUCUAGCAUUUACAAUUGCACAUGAACUUGGGCACAACAUGGGAAUGAGCCAUGAUGACGAUCAUCCUCCCUGUGCAGGGAGGUCUCAUAUUAUGUCUGGAGAAUGGGUCAAGGGCAGGAACCCCAGUGACCUCUCCUGGUCUUCAUGCAGUCGCGAUGACCUUGAAAACUUCCUAAAGUCCAAGGUCAGCACCUGUUUGCUAGUAACAGACCCCCGAAGCCAAUAUGCAGUGCGGCUCCCUCACAAGCUGCCAGGAAUGCACUACAGUGCCGAUGAACAGUGCCAGAUCCUCUUUGGGACCAAUGCUACAUUCUGUAAAAAUAUGGAGCAUUUGAUGUGUGCUGGGCUCUGGUGCUUGGUGGAAGGAGAUACAUCCUGUAAAACAAAGUUGGAUCCCCCUCUGGAUGGCACUGAGUGUGGCGCAGACAAGUGGUGCCGAGCUGGGGAGUGUGUCAGUAAAACUCCCAUCCCUGAACAUGUUGAUGGAGACUGGAGCAUGUGGAGUCAGUGGAGCAUGUGCAGCCGGACAUGUGGCACAGGAGUGCGAUUCAGACAGAGGAAAUGCGACAAUCCCCCGCCAGGGCCAGGUGGGAAGAACUGCCGUGGAGCCAGCGUGGAACACACCGUGUGUGAGAACUUGCCCUGCCCCAAAGGUGUGCCGAGCUUCAGAGACCAGCAGUGCCAGGCCCAUGACAGAUACACCAAUAAGAAAAAAAGCCUCCUGACAGCUGUGGUCGUUGAUGAUAAACCAUGUGAGCUUUUCUGCUCUCCACUGGGGAAGGAUUCCCCUGUGCUGGUGACUGAUAGAGUCCUCGAUGGCACUCCAUGUGGGCCUUAUGAGACUGACCUCUGUGUACAUGGCAAGUGCCAGAAAAUUGGCUGCGAUGGAAUCAUUGGCUCAGCUGCCAAAGAGGAUCGCUGUGGAAUCUGCAGUGGUGAUGGCAAAACCUGUAAAGUGGUGAAAGGCGACUUCAACCACACGAAGGGGAUGGUAACCAAUAGUCAUUGUAAGAAGGUUUCCACAUGUGUGAUGGCAAAGGCAAAGUCUGUUCCCAAGUGUUUCUCGUGUUACAUCGAAGCAGCUGUGAUCCCUGCAGGUGCCCGACGGAUCAGAGUGGUUGAGGACAAACCUGCUCACAGUUUUCUGGCUUUAAAAGAUUCCAGUAAGAGAUCCAUUAACAGCGACUGGAAAAUUGAGCUUCCUGGUGAGUUUCAGAUCGCAGGCACUACUGUCCGAUACGUGCGAAGGGGGCUGUGGGAGAAAAUCUCUGCCAAAGGACCAACUAAAAUACCACUGCACUUGAUGGUGCUGUUAUUUCAUGACCAGAAUUACGGAAUUCAUUAUGAAUACACAAUUCCUGUAAACUAUACUACUGAAAACAGAAGUGAGCCAGAAAAGCAACAGGAUUCAUUGUACAUCUGGACGCACAGCGGAUGGGAAGGGUGUAGUGUGCAGUGUGGAGGAGGUGAACGGAAAACAAUUGUGUCCUGUACUCGAAUUAUUAACAAGACCAUGACAGUGGUGAAUGACAGUGACUGCCAACGAGUGAAUCGCCCCGAGCCCCAGGUCAGGAAAUGUAACACACACCCCUGCCAGUCACGGUGGGUGACUGGCCAUUGGAGUCCCUGCUCUGCCACUUGUGAGAAAGGCAUCCAGCAUCGGGAAGUGACUUGUGUUUAUCAGCUGCAAAAUGGCACCUAUGUUAACACAAGAGACCUCUACUGCCUUGGCAACAAACCAGCAACAGUACAAAGCUGUGAAGGACGGGACUGCCUCUCAAUUUGGGAAGCAUCAGAGUGGUCAAAGUGUUCAGCAGACUGUGGCAAAGGGAUCCAAAAAAGGACAGUAACGUGUACAAAUUCUCAAGGCAAAUGUGAUGCAGCCACCAGGCCAAGAGAUGAGGAAGAAUGUGAGGAUCACACAGGCUGUUAUGAAUGGAAAACAGGCGAUUGGUCUAAGUGCUCCUCAACCUGUGGGAAGGGCCUCCAGUCGCGUGUUGUGCAGUGCAUGCACAAAGUCACCGGGCGCCAUGGCAGUGAGUGUCCUGUCCUGUCCAAGCCAGCAGCCUACAGGCAGUGCCACCAAGAGGUCUGCAAUGAGAAGAUUAAUGUCAACACAAUUACCUCGCCCAGACUUGCUGCUCUCACGUACAAGUGCACAGGCGACCAGUGGACAGUGUACUGCAGGGUGAUCCGGGAGAAGAACCUGUGCCAGGACAUGCGGUGGUAUCAGCGCUGUUGCCAGACUUGCAGAGACUUUUAUGCAAACAAGAUGCAACAGAAGAGUUAAUGAACCUGUGCUACUUCUUAGGGUAUUACAGCUAUUUGUAUGUAAGUCAUGGACUAGUAGGUCUGAGUACUGGAACUUCAUGAGUUGCUACAGUGUGGUGGAUUCCAAAGCAUACCUAUUGAGACUUGAAAACUAACUCUACAGACUGGAUACCAAAGUAAUCCACUCAUCCACCAUUAAAAAAAAAAAAAAAAAAAAAAAAAGGAAAGCAAAAAAAUAGAAAAGAGUCAUCUCAAGGAGCCAAUCAUUUUAUCAUGUUUUGACAUCUUUACCUUUUUCAUUAAUGCUUUUUACUUUAAUAUAUUAAAUCAUCAGCCACUGGAUGGCUUAAUACCAUUAAAGGACAAGAGUUGCAAAGUGAUUACAUUGACUAAGGUUAUAGGUGCCUCCACGGAGGAAGGCCUCUGGCAAAAUAGUUAAGCAAAGGUAGAGACAUUAUUUAAUCUUUUAAUCUUGGCUUUCAUCUAAUGUUUUUCAUUCUGAACAGUUAUCCCACUGUUGAGUGGGCUUGAAGGGACACACGUAAAUGAAAGGCUUAAUUUAAAGAGGGGAUUUACUGUAAAAGCUUGUGAAAACUGAUAGCAGAGGAUGGACAUCUAUGAAACUCCCACAGAAAGUUCAUUGCAAUUACAUCCAGCAUUCUGAGUCAUAUUUUUUGAGAGCAACUAAUAGUGACUGCUCUUCUUUCUAAUUUUAAAACACAAUCUUCUCUCUCUUUUCCCCAAAAUAAUAGUUUCUUUUAUGAAGACUAAUUUUUCUCUGAGCUAAUGAAAUAGAAGCUUAUUAACAACAGUAGAUAGUUACAUUUAUGCAAAAACCAUUUUCAACGAGGUGGGAAAAGCCAGAAAACAUUGGAUCCAGUAGAGCUCACUGAGGGAUUGUUUGAUUUAAUCUCUCUCAAGCUUUUAGGAGGCAUUCAGAUAAGGAGAGUACCAUGAAACUGGAUAGGAUUAGUACAGAGACAACCUUGGAACAACCUUUGUAUGAAGGAUGAACUGAAGAGCAGAACAGGUGUUUCUUGUCUUUUGGCUCUUGUAUACAUCUGAAGUUUAUAUAGCCUUUUGUAUCAAAGUGCUACGAGCGGUGCAAGGCAUUCAAGAUGAAACCCUGAGUGUGCUGAAGCCCUAAGGCCAAGGGCUUCUGUUGCCUUCAGUAAAGGUUAGGAUUUUGCUCACUGUAUUGUCACGUUUUCUUUUGUGGUGCUAUCAGGUUUGGUGCUAUCAGAUUGGUGCUAUCAGAGCACUUAGAAAGUGCUGCAUAUAUGAUAUCCUCUUCCAUGUGUCUGCACUUUAAACCAAACUCCUCUCUGAUAUGUGAGACUUGAAACGGGAGCUCUACCCAGGGCAGAGUUUGUCCCCACCGCUAGUCCUGCAGAUUGGUGUCUCUCUAUCGUAUCUUGCUCCAACAUGUAUCAUUUCCCUUGCCAGGCUCCAAGGCCAGUUGUGCAGUGGUUAAGUUACAGCUCAUUCUUCAUAAUAUGAGCAGAGCCUUUUGGAUGAAUUGCAGCUUUGUACUCGCUCUAGAACUGUGUUACUGUUUUAUUCCUUGUGGAUGAGUGCAGAAGUAAGCCCACCUUUAACCCUGAGCCCACUAUGGAUUGCAGCUCACACCUGUCCUCAAGCUGUCUUUGUUGCUGUUAUCUUCCUUUCAAUGCAAGGAGGGAUAAAGAUUCUUAGUAACUAACAUAUCUUUAAAGCAACUUUUUUCUUCCUUAUUCCAGUUUUCAGGAUCUCACUGCAAUAACUCAUCAGCAUUUUAUCCACAGCUAAGUUUUUCCAGCACAGGGAGUUAUAAUUUCAUUGACAGGCUAAUCCUGUGUGGGCUUCACAUUCGUAUCUGUGCUUAUUUAGUGCAAACAAGUGUGUGCACCCCAGAGCUGGCCUGUAUGCACGAAGCCACAUUUGCACACCAUUUAUUCUCAAGUGCCUGUCACAAACAGAUCUGCUUUUCUGUGUCCCAGAUGAUUUUCACUACCAGGGAAAUGAUCCUAACUCAGAUUUUGUUAUACUGGAUGUUCUUUUGGCACCUGAUAGUCAGAAUCCAACCUCUCUCUUCUGUUAUUCCCACCCUGUAUCCCAGAUGCAGAGGUUGUAUAAAUACUUAGUAAGCAAUCAAUGAAAAAUGCUGGGGUCCAAGUUCUGGGUCCUGCCUAAGGAAACAUGAAUUUAGAAGGAAUUUUACUGAAUGUCUGAGCACUGAAAACCACCUCGCUUGCUCUCUCAGUCCACAGAUUAGCAUGCAUCGAGCUUUUUUAGAAAUGAUCAGAAACCUACAUUAAUUAAAAACUGAUGGUACAACACAGCUCCAUUUUAUUACAUUCUCUAACUUCAUCUGGUGACAACCCUCCCAUGUUAUAAUAGCCAGAAAAAAAAAUAUAAAAAGAAUUUAAUUCUGUUCAAUACUCUUGCACUUCUGUUUCAUAUCAUUUUAUAGGAGCCUUACUAUGAAUUUACAGCUAUGCUCUGCCCUCAGUUACUCCAUACUGGUGAAAGAAAAGCUGUUUGUUUUGGUGUAUCUAUGGCAAUUCUUUUUCUUUUAGUUGUUCUUAAAAGAUUGACACUCUUUAGAUUACAGUGGUGGUAUUUCCAUAUUGUAAACAAUACUCUGUACUGUUACUAAAGUACUGUACAUUUCUAGUUGCACAGUGGUGUUACUGAGUGUAGAUUCUCACUAUCUCAUGUAUGGUGCUAAUUUUGUUGGUGGAAAAGAAUCUUAGCAGUCGAAUAUUGCUUGAUAUUUUAUUAUAAUACAGGGAUAUAUCCUCCAUGGCAAUAAUACCAUGUAAGUUUUUCAUUACAGAGUGAAAUGUAUAUAUUUUUCCAUUAGUUAAUUUGCAUAUGUACUGUAUCCAUGGUAAUUUUCUUUUUGGUGCUGGUUAUAACUAGAAAAGAUAAAAACAGUCAAACUGAAUGGAAGAAGUUGUAAAUGAAAACUAAAAAAAAAAAAAAAAAAAAGAAAUAGAAAAGAGGAUCAUUCCAUUUUGAAAACAAAUUGAGUAUGUUGAAUAAUAAAUUUAUUUUUUCCAUAACAACUUUAACAAGGUUUCUGAACUUGAAAAAAUAUAAUGCAAAUCAAGCAGCUAGCAUGAAAAUUCAGAGCAAGGGGGGAAGCUGUAAGUAGUACCUAAUGAAUCUGUCUAGUACUGGACUGAGACUGGGAUUUGGUUAAAUCUAGGCCAACUGUGUGAUAGCUGUGGUAGGUAUAAAAAGUUUUUUGUCAGUAAGAAAUCUGGCAUCUCAGAAUUCCUGGUGUGCUAACAAAUCAAGGAAUGAUGGGUCUUGUCCCAGCUGGGUUGCAGAAUAAAGCACAGGGAGUGUUAAUACCUGAUUACUGUCUAGCAAGGUCUCUCCUCAGGGACACAACAGUAGAACAUGGCUGUUUGGAAACGAUAACCUAGGUUUUGUUUGGGAAAUCACCGUGUAUGACUGAGCAGGCUGCCAGGAAGCUAAAGCAUAUGCCUGGGGACAUUUUGCAAGUGCUUUUGAGAAAGGUUGCUUUCAAUGUAUGUUGGAGCUGAGGUGAGGUGGCAGCUAGCUGUAUGUUAAAUGGUAGCUGCUCUGCAGGUGCAACCCAAUAACAAAGGUUGCUGAACAUAUGGAAGUUUAUGUUGAAGCUAAACUAGGCCAUCCAUUUGAAAGAUAUCUACAUAACCUAGCUGCAUACUGCCCUGGUGUGAAAUAAACAGAAUUACUUCAGUGCUAAGUGUUUUGGAUGUGUUUGUUGUAGGCACUAGCCAGUAUCUUUGUACUACUUGGCUUCCCCUUCAGCCUGGUCAAAAUGUCUUUUUAUGAAUGGUUGCACACAGGCAUGGAGGAUCCCUUCCUGUCCUGUCUUACAAAGAUGCCGUCAUCCAUAUCCCAUUUCAGUUCUUGUUGAAGUGUCACUGUUGGAGAUGGGAGCAGCACCUUUCUAAAGCAGUCCUAAAAGCAAGCGGUAUCUUCUACGGCUGGUAUGAGAGUCCCUGUCCCAAGAUGAUUUCCAGAAAUUGAGCUUAUACCUACUUUAAAAAAUAGAGUUCAUUUUCUGAUCUCACGCUGGCUUCUUGGUACUGGCAUAGCACCUAUA